GACUUUUUGUUUCCUGAGGAAGAAUUACGGCUGCAGCGCAUGAGGCUUUUGAGACUAACAGUUAUAUAUAUGGCUGCGUUGUGGUCGACAAUCCCCCCUUACCGGUUGCCCACAUUCUUCCCUGGUAUCGCGGCGCUACCCUGGAAAUCUUCAGCUCCGCGCCUGCAUUUCGUCGCCGGUCACCUACGAUAGGGCUACUGUCUAUCGCGGGUUCGUUUCCCUGGUUGUACGACGCUGACUGGCGCACAAGAACCUCAGCAUGCACAGUCUAGCCAGCAUCUCCGUCAAAUCAUGUCUCUUUCCCCAGUCUAGACGAGUUGCAUCUUACAGCGAAGCAAUAUCCGAUUACAGAUCACAGCGGAGCUCAACCGAAUGUGGUAAGUACUUACAUGCGAGACUGAUGUCGCACAUCUCAGCCGAGAAGAGUAGAAUACAGCUACUGCUGUAUCUCCGUAUAUAUGUUCCGAACAUCGUGCUGACACUGCUUGUCUCGUUCCUCUGUUUUCUUGCAAGAAGUUUGGUAGCUAACAUGGCCGGCCACUCCUCUGCCCUGACCAUGGUCCAGACAAUGCUCCCUCCUGCGCCCUUUGCCGUUGGCAUCGUCGCAAUUCUUUGCGUUCUCUUCCUGGCAUAUCAGUGGGCUCUUCCCAAACCUAUUGCAGGGAUACCAUACAAUGCGUCUGCCACCAAGUCACUAUUCGGAGACAUCCCCAGCAUCGUAUCUUACAUGUCAAAGACAGGUCGCCUCUGGCCAUGGAUCAUGCAGCAGAACAUCAACCACCAGUCUCCUAUCGUACAGGUCUUCGCUCGUCUUUUUGCUGCACCAUGGGUUCUCAUCAGCGACUAUCGCGAGAGCCAGGACAUUCUCCUACGUCGAACCCAGGAGUUCGAUCGCUCCACCUUCGUUAUCGAUGCCAUGGUGGGUCUCGUACCUGAUUUCAGAAUCACCAUGCACUCUACCGAUCCGCGCUUCAAGACGUGUCGAAAUCUGCUCAAAGACCUAAUGACACCGGGAUUUCUGAAUGAGGUCGAGGCCCCACAGAUACACGCCAACGUCGAGACCUUGGUCAAACUGUGGGAUCUCAAAACUCAGCUAGCUCAGGGUCACCCUUUUCAUGCGGCUCCAGACAUCUACAACGUUACCUUGGACUCAGUCUUUGCUGCAACCUUUGGACUUGAGGCUAAGAACAGCGCGACCACUUCGCAAUUGGAGCACCUCCUGUCGUACACAUCAACCAACGAGGUGAGACUGCCACAGACGGCAGAUAUGCCUGUCGAUAUCCCCAGGACCCACCGUCCGGCAACCUUUGAGGCCAUCACCACGCUCACGGAGUCUAUGGAAAUCUCCAUCAAGGCACCCCUUCCCAGAUUAGCGCACUGGUGUCUCCGACAGCUGCCAUAUAUGCGAGAGGCACGAGCCAUCAAGGAACGCCUGAUACACGAUGAGGUCGAGAAAGGGGUUCGGCGACUGUCUUCUGGUGACCACAUCAGGCGCUCCGCGUUGGACGACAUCCUGCACCGCGAAGUCGCAAUUUCCGAGAAGGAGGGAAAGCAGCCUGCAUACCACUCCCGGGUGAUAUAUGACGAGCUCUUUGGCUUUAUCGUCGGUGGGCAUGAUACCACCUCCACGACGCUGUCAUGGGCCUUGAAACACCUGGCUGUUAAUCAGAACGCUCAAUCGACCCUUCGCUCUCACCUACGCAAUGCCUACGAAGCGGCAGCAAAAGAGCAUCGCAAUCCGACUGCCCAUGAAAUAACCUCGGUUCGGAUCCCUUAUCUAGAUGCCACGAUCGAGGAGGUGGUCCGUACUGCAUGCAUCUUCCCGGGCGUCGUGCGCAUCGCAACCGUUGACACCACUGUCCUAGGCCAUGUUAUCCCUAAAGGCACGAACCUAUUCUUGCUACAGAUGGGCCCCGGCUACUUCUUACCCCCGUUUCCGAUAGCGGACUCGCAACGCCACGAAAGCAGCUUGAAGGCCCAAUACCAGGUCGGAGCCUGGACGCCAGAUGCAGACGACAUGAAGAAGUUCCGCCCCGAGCGCUGGCUCGUCACUGACGCAGAUGGCAAUGAGGCCUUCGACUCCCAAGCUGGUCCGCAUUUGGCCUUCGGGCUGGGACCUCGUGGUUGCUUCGGCCGACGGCUGGGAUAUCUACAGAUGCGCAUCAUUCUCGUGCUGAUGAUCUGGAAUUUCGAAUUGCUGCCUCUUCCGGCGGAGCUGAAUUUGUUCGACGCCAUCGAUACAUUGGCCACAUCUCCUAAGCAGUGCUAUGUCAGACUAGCAAAGGCGAAGUUCUGAAGGGAGGUCCUCUGGAGUCGUACUGCGGUUAGCCCUUAGCUCGUAUCACGUUCGUUGCUACCUGGGAAUGCUGGCGUUCAGAAUGUGCAUGUCUAGUAGCUGAUAGCGGCUUUCCAUCUUUUACCGUUACUCCUUAUUCACGACCAACAGAGGUGCUUUCACUUAGCAGAGCCAUAGAAGCCACCUGGGGCUAGCAUUGUGAUGAUAUCGAGAAGGGUGUUCUGGGAAAGCAGCGCGCAGAGUAUCUCGUUAAGCUGCGGCAGGUACAGCGG
This is a messenger RNA of Exophiala viscosa, 2568 nucleotides long. RefSeq names its product cytochrome P450. The record is from RefSeq and is a predicted model, not a curated record. Lineage: Eukaryota; Fungi; Ascomycota; Eurotiomycetes; Chaetothyriales; Herpotrichiellaceae. Gene Ontology annotation, molecular function: heme binding; monooxygenase activity; iron ion binding. The transcript is spliced from 2 exons. The coding region runs from base 260 to 2296 and encodes 678 amino acids.